UGUUCGGAUAUGUUAAAAUGGCAAUGCUAAUACUGACUGAUAUGCGAAGGAAAUAAUUAAACAAUUGAAGGACACUCCAUUACGGUUAAAAGUAAUCCGUUAAAACUGACGGUUGGCACCCAAAAUGGGCACUACCCAUACCCCUUGGGUUUUCAGGACCGCCCACAGCUACCCAAUUACCUCUCGAUGGCCUCCUCUCCCCGGGGCCAAGAUCAGGAUAGACUUUUCUCGUGUUUUUGCAAAUGAUGUGUCUUAACGAUCACCAGUCAUGACGAAUAUAUCGCAUGUGAAAGCUAUUCCGUAAUGUAGAGAUCAGAACGAGAUUUACCAAAACAUGGCGCAGACAGUCAGGAGUUUCUAGUCUCGUUUACGCCGGAGACCUCGGUAAUCUGCAAAAAAUAACGCCUGCAAAAGUGAAAUGAGGGUAAAAACCGUCGGAGACAGCGCGUACGUGACUGGAAACGGAAUUUAAAAGCAUUAGCAGGAAACGCCUUGAGUUUCUUUUAUGCCCAUGUGAUCAUUUUAGAGGCGCUUAGGCCAAGUGGCUUCCACAGUCAUGCCAAAACUUUAGGCCAAUAGAGACAUGUGGAGGGGAAAACUGCUUAGCUGCGCCAUCAUUGGUGAAUGGUUCUUCAAUUUAUUAGAAAUACGCACGGCCUAGAGACCUCAUGUUGAUGCGCACAAGUGAAUGUUUCUCAAAAGUGAUAUGACGCCUCUGAGGAUCUCGAAAACUAGACCGUGUUACUGACUCUGGAGGUUCCGAGUGAUUUGAAAACACCUCGACCGCUUAUUUAGAAAACCUAAUUAUUGAAUGAUUUAGCAAUCCCGUGCCAUUAUCAUCGAGCAGGAUGUCCAGGUCCUUCCUAAUUCGAGACCUGCUUUGGGGCCACAAGCGUCCGGUAGACACCGAUAGCCAGCAAGAGCAAGUAGGCCUAGACCUCACGAUCAACCGGUGCAAUUCUUCGACCUCCUCCGAUGUAGCCGCCCGACGAGAACAUUUCCCUCUCUCCCAUGAACCUCGAAAUUCGCUUGACGAAGGGCGUCCCAACUUCCAGGUCAUUCGCAACCUCUCUGAUAACUUCCUGCCGGAAGGCCACGCCUUCAGGAGAGACGCGGAAUCUUCCGCAGGGGACGAUCAGCACCGGCCGUGUUCGUGUCAGCCGGAAUCGGACGAAGACAGCCGUACCUCGGGUAGAGAGAAGGAUGCGACUAAAGCCGAUUUCUUUAGUGCCACGUCCGACUACGAGCGGCUUUCUUUGCCCAUGCCAAAGGCUCUGGCGAAGAUGCCCCCGGUUCUACCGACAACGGCGGCUACCGCCGCCGCCGCUGCUGCCGUAGCUUUUCUCCAGACGAAGGCGUCUACAUCGUCGCCGCUUCGAUCAGACAAACCUCCAACUCACCCUCCUCCUCCUCCUCCCCCGCCCCUCAUACCAAACGUCUCCUGCGCCUCUUUCAGCGGCGGAGGAGGAAGCGCCCGUCCGGCCCUUCGCUCCCCUUCGGAUAAGACCUACGGGUGCCCACUCGUGGACGACCACAGGCGGUUCCUGCCCCUUCACAUGCGAAGUGGAGGGAGACCGGUGUACAGUCCGAUACCCUCCUUCAUGGCGGCCUUGCCCCGCCAUCACCCACACCACCAUUACCUCUGGGCAGCUCAGUAUUCGUCGCUGCUUUCGUCGCUCCCUUUGCAGGCGGCUGUUCGUAAUUCCACAAUCAUCUCCCCUUUGCGAAAUGGAAGACACGGAAGGAAAUAUCAUAAUUACGAAGUGACAAGUCCAAGUAACCCACGGGGUAGUGGAAAUAGCUCUCCCGUCCCGGUACCUGUUCCUGUCUACGUCAGGACAAGACCCUCAGCCAUGCCAGACACCUCCACCAAGAAGUGCAGGAGGUCAAGGACUGUGUUCACAGAACUCCAGCUGGUAGGUCUGGAACGAAGAUUCGAGGCCCAAAAAUACCUGAGCACUCCUGACCGCGUUGACCUGGCCAGGUCUCUCGGCCUGACCCAGCUCCAGGUCAAAACCUGGUACCAGAAUAGGAGGAUGAAGUGGAAGAAGCAGGUAAUGCAGGACGGCAGCAAGGAGCCCCCGACGAAACCCAAGGGACGCCCUAAGAAGAAUUCGGUGCCCUCCUUCGCCGAACUUCAGAGGAUGAGGGAAGAGGAGCGGCUGAAGGCGGCGCCUGAAGUCUCCCACCCGGCUGCCGAGGCCUCCGCCUCUUGGCCAGCGGGCUCCGAGGAAGGCCCUAGGCCUAGGAGCCAAGAGGAAGAGGAAGAAGAGGAGGAAGAGGAAGAGGAAGAGGAGGAGUACGAAGAGGAAUACGGAGAAGAAGAAGAAGAAGUGGAGGAUGAUAACGCGGAGGUGGAGAAGAGAAUGGCGGGAAUAGGCAUGGAAGUGGAGAGAGGAGAAGCCAGUUUUCGUAGAGUCAAUAGAGAAAAGGAUUAACUGCUGUCGGAGGCGGCUGGCUGGCUUUAUGCCAGCACGGACCUCUGUCCCCAGACGUCCCACGAGUGGGUUAAGGUCUUAAAGGGAAUGGCAGACCUCAUGUGGACCUCUGGACUCCUCAAACCAGGUUAAGAAGCUACGUGAAAGUGGUUUACGAACGAACAUAAACAGUGAUUUUUGACGAUCCAAUAUUUAGCUUUGUCAAUUAUCAUUUUAUCAUUUCGCAGAUGGAAUGUUGAGCGCAAAAUAAAGAUUAUAACUAAAUAAUUAAUGUCAUUUGGUGAUUAGUAUCUUAAUCAUGUUUAUUAUUUUCAUUCUGAUUUACAUAACCCUAGUCUUUCAGUUUGUAAUUUUUCUGUGUAAUCUUAGAAAAUCUCUACAUAAAACAAUGUGCGUUACAUGUUAUAUAGUUAUUCAGGCUUUCUGUAUUAGUAGUGAAUAGAAAAAUACACAAAUAGACUUUUUGAAUUACAAACAUCAGGUAAUUCAUCAAUUUAAAAAAUGUUUCAUGUUUUGAAGAUAUAAACUUUAUAAAAAUGCUUUGUAAACUAAAAUCACAACGUAGAUCAUCAGUAUACAUUUGUGCCAUUUGUUUGUUUGUUUUUUAUGUAAAAUUAAUUUUGACAGUUGCAAGGAAAGAAUUCCUUCAUUUCAAUGUUCUAUUAUUAUUUUUUUCCUUCCGAUGAAAUUCAUUUUCCUAUGUAACGAUUAUUAUUAUUAUUAUUAUUGUUAUUAUUAUUAUUAUUAUUAUUAUUAUUAUUAUUAUUAUUAUUAUUAUUAUUAUUAUUAUUAUUAUUAUUAUUAUUAUUAUUAUUAUUAUUAUUAUUAUUAUUUGACUGUUGUAGUCGUAAUGAAGUAUAUUAAGUGAACUUUUGUAAAUGUUGCCACUUGUUAAAUAAAGGAAUACGAAUGAAUGAUGAGAAG
Molecule: messenger RNA, 3362 nt
Organism: Macrobrachium nipponense
Lineage: Eukaryota; Metazoa; Arthropoda; Malacostraca; Decapoda; Palaemonidae
Product: proline-, glutamic acid- and leucine-rich protein 1-like
Exons: 5
Coding region: 849-2438 (529 amino acids)
Biological process (GO): regulation of DNA-templated transcription
Molecular function (GO): DNA-binding transcription factor activity, RNA polymerase II-specific; DNA binding
Source: RefSeq, a predicted model, not a curated record